This is a messenger RNA of Diaporthe amygdali, 828 nucleotides long. RefSeq lists its product as uncharacterized. Lineage: Eukaryota; Fungi; Ascomycota; Sordariomycetes; Diaporthales; Diaporthaceae. The transcript is spliced from 4 exons. Bases 1 to 828 code for a protein of 275 amino acids. The record is from RefSeq and is a predicted model, not a curated record.
AUGCGUUUCACAACCACCCUUGCGACUGUUGCCUCGCUCGCCAUGAGCGCCAGAGCUGAAGUCCACGGCGCGAGCGCCGAGGGCACCGUCAUGGGCCCUGUUGCUUUCCUCUGGCCCGAUGACAGACCAUGGAGUGCUUCCAACGAUAACAGCGGCCCUUGUGGCUCUGCCGAAGGUGUCACGAACCGGACAGAGUUCCCUCUCAGCCAGGGUCAGGUAGCCUUGUCGAUUGCCGAUGAUGCCUACAAGGUUGCGUUCUACAUCGCCUUUGACAAUGAGCCCACCACCCAGAGUGAUUUCACUGAGCAGAUCGUCCAAAACAUCACAGAGGUCGAGCCAGGCCACCAGUGCUACAAGAUCGCCUCGCUCCCCAGCACCGCCACCGCGGGCACGAACGCCACAAUUCAGCUGGCGUACUGGGCCGACUAUGAGGGCGAGAAUGGCGGCAAGAACGAGACAUUCUACGCCUGCGCCGACAUCACCCUCGUUGAGGCCGCCGAUUUCUCAGCCCAGGUCCCCUGCUUCAACGUGACGGCCGCGGACUUCGACUCGGGCGACGCUACAGCCACUGAGACCGUGGCCAGCGCGACCGUGACGCCGACGUCCGCGACCGCCUCAUCGUCUGGGUCUGGCGGCCUGAGCAAGGGCGCCGUCGCCGGCAUUGCCGUGGGCACCAUCGUUGGAUCCCUGGCUGUCGUGGGCGCCUUUGCGUUCAUGCUGCUCAAGAGGAGACGGUCUUCUGCUGCUGCGGCAUCUACGCUGCCGACACAGGCGGCCCCGAUGAAGCAGAGGGAGGGCGACGUUGCUAGUGUGUCUACCGGGCAUUAA